AUGCCGGCCGACGUCAACGACAGCAGCGGCCCGGAUCUUCCGCCCGAGAUUCUGCAGAUGGUGUUUCGCAAUUUGGGCUUCUUCGAUCUCUUGCGCUGUCAGCGUGUGUGCAAGACGUGGCGCGCAUACCUUCCUGGUGAUGACUCGGUGCUUUGCAAUAAGCUGUUCAUGAAAGAUAUCAGGGUUCAUGCUGUGGACAGCAGUAGGGAUCAAAAUCAGAAACAUUCCAGCAAGACGUACAAAGAUGAACCUCUUAUAUCUCUCAUGUUGGAAGAUGACAGUGUCUAUGACGAAACCCGAUAUUCAGACUGUGUUUUCCGCGACUGUAUACGUUUGGACGUCCAAUGUCCAGAGUACUACCAUUUUCCUGAAGGCACAUACUUCCAUCCUAUGAUAUGGUACAUUGAUGAAUACAUGCACCUCAUCCGAGACGAAAUCUCCGUGUAUGGUUCGAAUGGUCCCUCAGAUCACCAGAUCAGUCGCAUCACGAUACGCGGCAGGAUAGAGAAUAUCAUUGUCAAUGAGCGCAUGUCAGAACAAAAGGACGGGUCGUGGAAAGGCAUGCUGCUAUGCGUUCCGCCUGUUCAGUCUAUGACCGUUGCGUUCGGUGCUUGUAUCUUUGAAGACGAGCGUCAAUAUUAUUCGCUCUAUAAUAAUGAGGGUAUUACAAUGGGUCAACUUGUCAGAGCCUUUCGGGACCAGUUGAAUAUGGUACACUGUCACUGA
Messenger RNA from Exserohilum turcica Et28A, 726 nucleotides. RefSeq lists its product as uncharacterized. NCBI's taxonomy places the organism in Eukaryota, Fungi, Ascomycota, Dothideomycetes, Pleosporales, Pleosporaceae. The transcript is spliced from 3 exons. Gene Ontology annotation, molecular function: protein binding. The coding region runs from base 1 to 726 and encodes 241 amino acids. The record is from RefSeq and is a predicted model, not a curated record.